GACUGAUAAACAGUGGACACAUCCACAUACACCAUUAAAUCGUUAGGCUUGUACAUACUUAAUUUAUCAGGAUGGCUUUCCAAUCUGUUGGCAUCAUUGUUGCAGUUGCGGCGGCCGUAUUAAUGUUUGACGUGUCAGAAGGAUGCAACUCCCAUCUCGAUUGCCAAGCCAAUGAAUGCUGUGUCACCAAUAACCAGCUAAUUGGAAAACGAAUGCUUCUUAUCGUGCAGGGUCAUUGUCAGCCAUUAGGCAAAGAAGGGUCACACUGCCUAACCCGUUACGGAAGUGUCAGCUCGCCUCCUACUGGAGUGGUGCACUCAUGCCCAUGUGGAGCACAUCUCACGUGCAAAGGAAGUGGGCUGAUAGAGGUGCCCUUCGGAGAAACAGGCAUUUGCACUCAUCAACACUAGAAGAAACUGCCAAACUAGAUGGAUGCAGCAUUUAUUAAUAUAUAUUCUAAAAUAAUAAAAUCUAUAC
Messenger RNA from Mizuhopecten yessoensis (Yesso scallop), 477 nucleotides. Its product is annotated as prokineticin-1-like. Lineage: Eukaryota; Metazoa; Mollusca; Bivalvia; Pectinida; Pectinidae. The coding region runs from base 72 to 410 and encodes 112 amino acids. The transcript has 4 exons. The record is from RefSeq and is a predicted model, not a curated record.